This is a messenger RNA of Rhipicephalus microplus (southern cattle tick), 1303 nucleotides long. RefSeq lists its product as uncharacterized. The record is from RefSeq and is a predicted model, not a curated record. NCBI's taxonomy places the organism in Eukaryota, Metazoa, Arthropoda, Arachnida, Ixodida, Ixodidae.
AUGCCCGGUCUGGAGCUUCACCUUGUCGCUGUGGAGCCGGGUUUGUUGAGGGGUCUUCAACAAAGGGCAGCGUCUCUGCCACCUCCAUAUGAGGCGGUGGCCACUGGCUGCGACUCUCCCAUGUGCCGCGGUUCAACAACCGCUGCAGCAUUUCCACUGCUCAUGGCAACGACAGAGGAAGACCCACCUUCGUACGAGGAGGCACUACUUCUCAUUCGUGGUGGCUCUGGACCCUCUCCUGCUACAACAAAAACGUUGCCAGAGGUGACGUCAUCGCCACCAUCGUCGCAGUCUCCUGCAUCAGCACCUGUUACGGUGAUUGCAGUUCAGGAGGACUUGCCCGACCGGUAGCAGUUGUUCGAGUGCAACCCAUCGGUUGACAACGUUCUGGUGGCUAGAUCUGCUUUGUGGCAUGUGACCCCGUAAUGAAUGAGUCCUGUGCUCGGUCAUUGUCAUUCGGUGGUUACGCUUGCUUUUUAUAUUGCUGUGAUGAUGACUUAACGACUCGACUUACAGCAUCGUCGAUUUGAUUCCGCAUUUGGUUGCAGCAAUGCGGAGCUCGUUGGCAGGUGCCUUGUUGCAGAGUGAACAAAAAGAACUAAAAGAUUUGUGAUGUGUUUAGAGUGAGUGUGAUUUAAAGUGAGACUUAUGGGGGAUCGUUAAACGAUGGUGAAUGUGUUUCAGUGCUUUAGGUAUAUUAGAUAGGGACAGCUAUAGGCUUAGCUGUGGGAGGAAAUGUGCAUUUAUUAAGAGUUCUGUUCUUCACCCACUGAUGCUGAUUAGCUGUCUGGUUAAGAAUGCUCGGUGCACACUAGGAUCUUGUAUGUAAACAUAUUUUCUUUGUAAUUGCCAACUAAUGUAUUUUUGGUCAUGAUACGUUGAUCGUGGAAAUAGAUUGACUAUCUACGUCUUGGCCUUCAUGGGGACUAACAACGUCUCGUUCUAACCAGCUUGAAUGGCACGGGAUAUAACUUCUGCCUAUACAGAUGUUCACACAGUUUGCCUUCAGCUCUGUCAUAUCACCAUGAUCUGCCUGCGUUGCUGCACAAUUAGAGUAUUCUCAGGGAACUUACUUCCUGAUCAACGGCAGCCCACAACGUUGACCACCACUGUCAUUUCUCGGAAGUCUUUUCUGUGUCAUUUCUCUGAGGAUGGAGUAUGUUGAUGUCUGAAAGGGUUCGAUCCCAACACAAUCAAACAUUCAUGGCUCCCUCGAAAACUGUCUGCAUACUCAUCAUAUCUUCAAGUUGACUUAUUAUUGUGUCGGUGUGACUGAAAUCUCACAGUAGUUGUUUUUUUUAAG